CCGCCUCCGAACCCCUGUCCCGUCUGCCACAACACGCAGGCGCGGCCCCUCAAAUCCUGUCCCGGCCGCUCUCCUGUUUCUCUUCAUUUCGCUCCCCCUCCUCUUCCAGCACCUCAGCAGGUUCGAGCUCUUCUACGUGAGGGUGGCGGCCAUCGAGGAGUCACGUGAUGAGCAUCCUGCUGCCCAACAUGGCGGAGUUCGACACCAUCUCGGAACUGGAGGAGGAGGAAGAAGCGGCAACGUCGUCGUCGUCGCCGUCGUCGUCGUCGUCGGUAUCGGGGCCUGACGAUGACGAAGAAGAGGAAGAGGAGGAAGAAGAGGAGGAGGAGGAGGAAGAAGAGGAGGAAGAGGGAGAGGAGGAGGAAGAGGAGACGCCGCCCCCGCCUCGGGUAGUGAGCGAGGAGCAUCUGCGGAGAUAUGCCCCCGACCCUGUGUUGGUGCGCGGCGCCGGCCACAUCACCGUGUUUGGCUUGAGCAACAAGUUUGAUACUGAAUUUCCCUCAGUUCUAACGGGGAAGGUGGCGCCGGAGGAAUUCAAGAGCAGCAUUGGCCGUGUGAACGCAUGUUUGAAAAAAGCUCUCCCAGUCAAUGGGAGAUGGCUGCUGUGCGGUUGUCUCUGCUGCUGCUGCACCCUGGGCUGCAGCCUGUGGCCUGUCAUUUGUCUCAACAAAAGAACCAGAAGAUCAAUUCAGAAGUUAUUAGAAUGGGAAAAUAACAGAUUAUAUCACAAGCUUGCUUUGCACUGGAAGUUGACUAAAAGGAAAUGUGAAACUAGCAAUAUGAUGGAGUAUGUAAUACUAAUAGAAUUCUUACCAAAAUAUCCCAUAUUCCGACCUGACUGAGGAAUUUUAUUCAGUCACUUCUGUGUUACCUGUCAUUUCCUACCCUUAGUGCCUUGUAGAUGAUUUUGGAAUGAAGAUGGUCUCCUUUGCUGUGUUCAACUUAUUCUUUACAAUGGUAGAAUAUUCUCCUCACACUUUUAUUUGUGUUGGUUUAAGAAGAAAAUUUGCACAUCUUUUUUUCGUUGUUAAAUGAGGCUUGUGUUUUGCACUCUUAAUUUUUAAAUAAACAACACACGUGUGUGCGUGCGUGCGUGCGUGUGUGCGUGCGUGCGUGCGUGUGUGCGUGCGUGCGUGCGUGUGUGUGUGUGUGUGUGUGUGUGUGUGUGUAUAUAUAUAUAUAGUUGCCAUUAAAGAUAAAACAUCAGUGCUGGUGUUUAAAAAACAACAUCUUAUUCUGAGCAUGCUGCCUUAUAAUUUUCAUACUCACUGUUUCUAAAUAUGCAUCAUUUUUCUAGGCUACUUUAAUGCUCUGUAAUCCCUUAUUGGAUAUACAUACACAAGCUUUUGGUAGCUUUUAGAAAUCGUUUUACUCUUACCUGCUUUUAAAGGACAUGCAAUUAAUAGCACUGGUUUUGUCCUGCACUUUGCUAAAUUAUCACUUAUGUUAGUGGAUAAACUAUUUAAACUCCUAAAGACUUGUAAAUAUUGUCUCUUUGCAUAAUGUAAAAUGUGAUAUGCCAUGGUUUACAGAAUGUAAUAUUACUCUUGCUGUAUUGCCAACAAUUCUGCAUAGAUUUUAAUAUGAAUGAAGUUUGCAAGCAUCCUUUUGAAUGUACAAAUUGUUAACAUGCUGUUUUAUGGCAAAGCCAUAAAAGUAUGUUAAAAAUUUCAGGUGUAGGGCUGGGUUGCCCUUUGUAAUGAGUUGAUUGGAACUGAAAUCAUUGUCUGAGAUAUUCUGCGUUGCACCUGAAGCCAGGAACCUUAUUUUUUUCCAUUUAAUACAGUAAUUCCCAUUUUGUACCCCACUCCCACCUCCAAAGUAAUUAAUUUAACAUCUGAAGCAUUUCACAGCCUCACCAUUCCCAUUUAUUUCCCUUCAUGUUUCCUUUCCCUCAUUUGAAAAUAUACACAAUUAUGACCUGCAAGGAGUGUUUCAAGAUUUCAAAUGGCUUGGAUGGUGUCUAGACACCAUGAAAACCACUGCUAGCCCCUUUCUGGAGUCCUGAUCCUCUACUUUGGGAAAGAGAGAAAGCUAAUUGAGAAGCUGAAUCAUAACCGAUAAAAUAGUCUUAAUCUUAUUUUUGAAGAUCUUUUUCAAACAUUAAUGUUUACUUAGACAAAAGUAUUUUAGUUUAUAAAUUCACCACCAGGCAACCUUUUCAUCGAUGCAUAUUUCUCUAUUUCUCUUUACAGUUAAGAUGAGUGAGAGUACCACACUCUAAUUGUUCUAGAAUGUGAAUUUUUAACAUAAUAAAAGCUUUAUAUUGUGUUAAUUCAACCGCAAGUGUAUGCCUAUAUAGGCAUUAGCUCCUAGUGCUAAAAAUAGAAGUAUCUGGGACUGAAUACUAUUUUAUUUAUCAUCUUACUCUUAUUGCUUUUAGUAACUUUUGUAGGCAAACAUUCAUCCCAGUGGAGGGGACAAUCAUUUCUUCAUACAAGAUCAAGCCUUUUAAAGCUACUUUUGAAAUUGAUGCCUAAUUCGAAUUCCACAAUCUAGUAAAAGAAGAGGAGGGAAAAAAGACACUAUUUGAUAUGUGGCUAUAAUUGUUUGCACAAACACUUUUUCACCGCCCUCUGUAGAGCCCCAUUGCCCCCACCAUACCACCCAACCACCCAGAAUCUCUAAUUUUUAAUAUAUUGUGUGUGCCUGUCAAUGUCAUUUGCCUGUUUGCUGCACAAUUGAAGGUAUAUUUUUAUAGACAAGGUGUAAACCUCUGAAAAUGCAUACCAGAUGUCUUGUUUUAUAGCUGAGGUCAGGGAGAAAUUGUAUCUGUGGUUUAUGUUCCAGCUAAUAACAGGUUUAUGCUUCAAGCUGUGACAGUUUAAUACCAAACUUUGUUUGCAGAAUAAUCCAAAAUUUCUAAUUAUAACUUACGGAAUAAUUACUUUUAAGUGUCAACCCAUAAAAUCUCAUUUUUUUCUAUAAACUUAGAAUUUAGCCGUGUGAUGGCCACAGUAACUUUUUCUACCAUGUGUAAGUCACACUUAAUUUUGCUCAAAGUAAAGCAGAAAGUGGUGAAUUGUUUCCACGAUACAAAUACUGAGACAGGAAUAGAGUGCACCUCGAGGUGACAGAGUAUAAUUAUAAUUCAAGUCAUAAAAACCAUUUGCCAGCAUGUGUAAACUUAAUUUUAAAACGUACUCUAAUCAGUCUCAAAUUUAUUAUUUUAUUGAUCAUCAUGCUGAUUGACUCAUCUUAUUUUCUAGAACUACUCAGAAAAUACCCAGGUUUCUUUUUUUCUUUCUUAGAUGACUGCUUUUUCAAACUAUUUUCUUUUGGAGGGGGCUGAUUAGCAUUUGGGUAUUUUGGAGUGCUUUGGUGGGUGGGUGGGGGGCAUUUUCUUUUAAUGAAAUUGGCAACAGUGAAUGCUGAAAUGACAGAGCACACUGUGGUCAUUAAUUCCUCCCCCAUCCACCUUUUUUUCUUUUAUCCUCAGUAUAGAACAUACUUGGAUCUUUUUCAUCAAGUGAGUAAAAUAUUUUUGUGAAAGUUGUUUUUGGAUUGAAGAAAGUAAUUUUUAAUUUCUUGGUUGCGUAAUAUUCCUUUAUGAAACCUGCUGUGGUCCUUUCAGAGAAAAUAACAUGUAUUUGCCAAAGUAUAUAAAUCUCACAAAGCUUUGAGUUUACAAUUAAAACUGGUCCUUCUCUAACAUCCCCUUAUGCAUCUCCACCCCAUUACCUCUUUAAACACCCAAAUUGUUUAUAAAAUGAAAUAAGCGCCAACCUUUUCCAGUUACUCUUUGUUUCCUUCUACCACUGAUGUUAAUUUAGGAAAGAAACCAUUGUAGUCAAAUGUUACAGAUAGAUGGAGAAGUGCCUUGUCUUUUUUGAACAAAGAUAACAUUUAUGUUGACAGAAACAGAAUGGAUGAACUGGUAGACAUUAGAUUUAAAACCGUCUUUUUCAACUAAGUAUAAGAAUAUUUCACUAACACGUUAUAUUUCUUCUAUUUAUUAUUUAAAGCCUGUUUCCUUGUUUUCCCUCAAUCGUGUGAUAUAUUAGUCACAAAAUAUUACAAAACAAGACUAUCAGUCACUUAAAACCUAGUAUAAUUCUAAUGCUGCCAAACAUGUAAUUUAACAUGGUUCUGGAACAACAGUGGUCUUUGAUUGAAACCCUACCCAAACCCACUUAAGUAUUUAAAGGACAUACUAUUCAUAUUAUUAUUACCUAUAAACACUAAUGUCUUAUCAGUUAAUCAUACUGUGUUAAAAUUUAGUACUCUGCCAUUUUUAAUGAAAUUUAUUCUUGUUUUCUUAAUAACUGGAGUGAAGUUCCAUAGCAUUUGUAAGCCUUUGAACAAAUAAUUUUUCCAAGUGUAUAAGAGCUUUGAAAAAAUCAUUAACAUUUUAAUUGUGUUUAGAAAUAAACCACCAUUUACAAAAACCAAACCUCACUACUUGAACAGUAUUUCAUUAGAAUUGACUUUGAUCCAGGAAGAUAUGGAAAUUAUAUACACCCAUUUAAUUGGAGCAGUUUCACAUAGUGAAGACACUUUUUGCUAAUUUGAUUGUAUGAUACUCAAAUUCAUUGAAAUUAGGUCCUCUUAUGCCUAUAAAAUUCUGCUUUAAAAAUAAUCCAUUUUGCAACCAUUGCCAAAUUGUUCGGGUUCCUUUAAAUGGUGAACUAUAGUGAAACUUUCCACAGAAAAGGAAUAGGGUUUAUUAAUAUUACUUCUUCAUGUAAUAUGUAAACUAAAAAUAAGGAUGGAGAUAGAUAGAUAGAUAGAUAGAUAGAUAGAUAGAUAGAUAUCCUUAUCUUGCCCCAAAUUUCUCUUUCCUGAUUCUGAGCCAGCCUUUUCAUUUUAAUGGUGGCAACCUGAGAAAAUGUUCCACUUUCUAUGGACUUUGUCAGAUUCAUACUAUAUGAGGAAAUUAUCUAAUUUUAUGGGCUCCAGGCAAGUCACUUAAAUUACACAUUUUUAUCUGUGAAAUCAUUGAGUUGAACCUACAGCUGGGCAGAAAAUUAGAGAUCACCUAACAUUCUGGGAUUCUAGGAAGUCUUAGGAAAUUUUUAGUCUACAGAAUCUCAGAAUGAUUUUGCUCAGCUCUACUACCCUUGGUGGAAACUCUCACAGUACCUUGCAUGCCGUAAAAGUUUGAUUCACCAAUUGGCUCCUAGCUGAUGUGCGUUCAUAUAACACAGAUUCAAAGAACCUGACGCCUGCUAGACCUCAGCCCUAUGUGGUGAGAAGAAUGAAUGUAGUCUCCCUAGGAACUGAGAACUGAGGUCUGUGGGCUUUGCCUAUGUGGAAUCUGACUAUGCAGUUGGUAGCUGGACAAGAAUAGAGCUGUGACAACAAUGGGACAUGGGAGGACCCACUUUGACACUGAUGCUAAAAGAGCUGCAUAUUCCUAUCCAAUAUCUGUUUCAGUGACUUAUUAAGUUCCAUAUCCUCAAAAAGACCUGUUGGAACAAAUUGAUAAUAUUAGAUGGAAGGGAAAGUGCUAUGGAAUUCAAACCCGGGUCACUUCUGGUUGGUUCAGUUCUUAGCUCUGCUGCUCAAUUCCUCUGUACCUCAUGUCCUCAUUAUGUAAGUGGGGACAAUAAUCUGGACCUACCUCACAGAGGAAUUGAGAAUUUUUUCAUAUAUUAAUGUACUUUUUGAAGUUGACUGAAAGAUAUACUGGAUGUCAUAAUUUUGUAAGUUCUAAAUUACUUUAUGUUGUUGUGUUUUCUUUUCUCAAUCAAACCCUACAGAAUGAGUGUUGCAGUUAAUCGAUUUUUCAGUAGUAAUUUUGUUAUCAGUCCCCUAUGUGUUAACAUGGGUAAUUGUGUUAUGUUAAUACUUGAUUUAGGGAGGAGAAGCAGGUGGAUAUAAAGCAGUGGUUCCCAACUUGGGGCAGAUGAAGAUAGCAGUGAGGGAAUCCUUGAAACUUUUUCAAUAUUUCAAAAAGGAUACUAGAAAUCAUACAUUUACCUAUAAGAUUUCUGCAAUGACAUUGAAUUUCCAUGCAUUUUGCUUAAAGUUUUUUCAAUGCUGUCUAACACUGGUCAUCACAAAACUGAUCAGAAGUUGUGAAUGGCAGUUAUAGUUUUAAUUAAUAAAAAAAUGAGAAAGCGUGUUAUCACAUGCAAUUUAGUAAACAAAAUACUUGAAAACAUGGGGAAAGAAUAAUAAAGGGAUCCUUAUGGUGAAAUGUUGGGAGCCACUUUUAUAAAGGAACUAAAAUUAUUUGACCCUCUCCACAGGUUGCUUACCCAGCCCCUAAAUAAUGCAAUGCUAGAUUAUGUGUGUUUCUGUGCUUUCGCUAGAUUGCACUAUAUAACUUCAGGUUAGAAUUUGCCUUCAGUUAUAUGUUCUGUUUCUGGAUAUAACCGAGCUCAUUUAUUUGGGUGUGUAUGUGUAAAGCAUACAUACAAACACAUAAGAUUGCAAGUGUGGAAAGUAUUAUAAUGUCAUGUUCUAGCAUUGGAGUAAAUACCAAUUUCUGAGUUUUAAAGUAGUUCUGUGUAUAAACUCAACAUGAUGAGUCAAGGCAAUAACUUCUCAAAUGUUCCUUUUAUUCCUGCUCAUUUUGUUUGCAUUUAUCUUGGCUUAAUUUUCUCAAUUUUCCAUUUUUCUAGUAAGCAAAUAGUAUAAAAUUGUUUUAAUGUCUAGACAUUGAAACAAGUUAGGGAUGUUUUAAAUUAUAUAAUCUACAAGCUCGUUUGCCAUUCUUGGACUAAACACAUAAAUAUGAGUCUCGGCUGAAAAACAGGAAAUCCUGGUAGCCAGGAUGCGGGCAUUGAUCAAAACAUCUGUAUGAAAAACCUAGGGUUUCUACUUUUUGGCAGAGGAUUCCUGUUGGGACAGCUUUACCAGAAAAGAAUAAAAGUGCAUCUUGCAUUGUUACAUAGCCUGUGGAAUGGAUUCAUUUUUCUCCCUUGAGUUCUGGAGUGACCCCCCACCUCCGCCAAGAACUCAACAUACAUACAGCUGUGCCAAAAUGAAGGAGACCUGCCUCUCUGAAACGUUCACUGCUGCUUCUGUCUUUGUUGACUUGUCAGAUGUAAAAUUUUAUCUCAGGAUGCAAAAUUACAAUAAAGUGCAAAUCUAUGUUAA
Molecule: messenger RNA, 7047 nt
Organism: Hipposideros armiger (great roundleaf bat)
Lineage: Eukaryota; Metazoa; Chordata; Mammalia; Chiroptera; Hipposideridae
Gene: CHIC1
Product: cysteine rich hydrophobic domain 1
Exons: 6
Coding region: 168-842 (224 amino acids)
Source: RefSeq, a predicted model, not a curated record